UGAAUGCAACCAAAUAGCCACCUCCUAUCUGUCUUUUUUAAUCCUGGCUGGACUCUCCCUCUCCUCUACAAAUAGGGGAAUGCUUUCACAAUUUUUCUUGCGACUUCCCCUGCCGCUCUUUUAUAUUUUUCUCCUCAAAGUUUGUUCUGCUUUGAUUGUUUAAACCUCAGAGAAACUUAAGGUUGAAAAAGCGCACACACGGAUAUAGAAAGGGUUGGCUUCCAUUGAUCCUUUCUCAUACAGCUCAAGAGAGAUAAAUCUUCGAUCUUUUGCCAGAAAGCUUUCUGCUUAUUCAGAGGGGGAAUCUAGAAUUGGAGGCAUAGAGUUCUCCAUGGGUGAAGCGCCAGCUUUCAUUAUUGAUGAUCUGCAGACGGAAUUUCUAAAUGGGUUUGAUUUAAAAUCCCAUGUCAUCGGCAAUAAAGCAUAUCUGAUUGGUGGAGUCAACGAUGAACCAACAUUAUCACUUGGAGUUCAUAUUUUUGACCAAACAAGAGGCGAAUUGGUGAAUCCUCUUGUGCUGGGAACAAAACCCACACCAUGCAAAGGCCAUUCAGCUGUGCCUUUAAAUGAGGACCGAAUAUUGAUAAUUAAGAGAGGUUCUGCCCCAGAUGAUUGCAUAUGGUUUCUUGAGGUGGACACCCAAUUUGUUAGGGAACAGAGAAAAAUAUUGGGGACUGAAGUUGUUGCUUGGAGUAAGGGUGUGAGGGGCAAUCCUGACAAGCCAGUUGUUAUUAGUGGUCCUUCUGGAGUAGGUAAGGGUACACUAAUAUCUAUGCUCAUGAAGGAAUUCCCAUCUAUGUUUGGAUUCUCUGUGAGCCACACAACCCGGGCUCCAAGGGGCAUGGAGAAGGAUGGAGUUCAUUACCAUUUCACUGAACGAAGUGCUAUGGAGAGAGAGAUAAAAUAUGGCAAGUUUCUUGAGUUUGCUGCUGUUCAUGGGAAUCUCUAUGGAACUAGUGUUGAAGCUGUUGAAGUGGUAGCAGAUGCAGGAAAGAGAUGCAUUCUUGACAUUGAUGUUCAAGGGGCAAGGUCUGUGAAGGCUAGUUCUCUUGAUGCUAUGUUCAUCUUUGUCUGUCCACCAUCGAUGGAAGAACUUGAGAAGCGCCUCCGAGCAAGGGGAACUGAGACAGAGGAACAGGUCCAGAAGCGACUAAGAAAUGCUCAGGCAGAGAUUGAGCAAGGGCAAUCAUCAGGCAUCUUUGAUCAUAUCUUGUAUAAUGAUAAUCUUGAAGAGUGUUAUGAGGGUCUUAAGAAACUCUUGGGACUUGAUGGAAAUGUCACCACUUCCCCAAAAGCAUCACCCAAAGGAGUUGAGUUUCCUAUGGACGUAGCAAUAUCAAAAAUUGAUCAGAAAAUCAUCAUUAAGUGUGGAAGUCCGGAACUAAAAACAACUUCAAAGAACUUGAUUGUGUUGGAUUUAUGCUCACUCAAAGGAGGUGCACCUGGACGGACAAGAGGGCUAGAUUUUUAUGCCAUUGAGUCAUUUUCAAAUGGCUUAAAUGGAUUCAACCAGCUGAGCUAACGCUCCCUUCCGUGGCAAUACUAACUUGGAUCUCAUUUUAAAAAGUCAUCUUUAGUGUUAUCUCUUCAAAGGGGAAACCGUGAGAACGCUCUUGAUAUUGUUAUGUGAGAGACCAUCACAUGAUUUGAUUUUUUUUUCUUCUGUUCCCUAUUCUUUGUUUGUUUUAGAAUACGUGAACAAUUACUAUUCCUCCCCGUGGGCAAUGAGAAAUGAUUUAUGAUUUCUGCGGCAA
Molecule: messenger RNA, 1754 nt
Organism: Carya illinoinensis
Lineage: Eukaryota; Viridiplantae; Streptophyta; Magnoliopsida; Fagales; Juglandaceae
Product: guanylate kinase 2-like
Biological process (GO): purine nucleotide metabolic process
Cellular component (GO): cytosol
Molecular function (GO): GMP kinase activity
Source: RefSeq, a predicted model, not a curated record